Gekko japonicus is the source of this 2351-nucleotide messenger RNA. RefSeq names its product ENTH domain containing 2 (gene TEPSIN). NCBI's taxonomy places the organism in Eukaryota, Metazoa, Chordata, Lepidosauria, Squamata, Gekkonidae. Gene Ontology annotation, cellular component: trans-Golgi network membrane. The record is from RefSeq and is a predicted model, not a curated record.
GCUUAUCAUGGCGACGGUACCUUUGAGGGAUCGGCUGAGCUUCUUGAGUCGGGUACUCAAGAUCUUGCUGUACAUGUGCACCUACGGCUCCUCACACUUCCUUCUGCAACUCAAGCGGAAUUCUUCUCUCAUCCAAGAAGCCACAGUGUUCUCAGGGCCUCCUGAUCCUCUCCAUGGCAACAGUUUGUAUCAGAAGGUGCGGAUGACUGCACAGGACCUGGCAAGCACUCUAUUUUCAGAUGUCUUGUUGCCUCAGCCUGCCACUCAGCCACCAAAAGAGCUGCCUUCAACCGGAAUGGGCUCCAGGCCCAGUCCACACAGCUGCCUCCAAGGCUUUGGUUUUGAAAGAACCAGCUCCGCAUCCACAAGCAAAGUUCUACUGGCCACCAUCCAGAAGGCGGCUGAGGUGGUUGCUAGUGCCAUGCUCCCUGGUCAUGAACUUGCCAGUCCCCAGGGUCGGGAGCUGAAGGAAGAUGCAUAUGAGCCGGUCAUAGCACCCUCUCCCAGCAAAAACUGUGUGGAACCUAUAAUGCUGCCUCCCAUUGUAGCCCAGAACAUGCGAGUGAACCACCAGCCAGGGCAAGCAGGAGGGGGCUGGGAGGAGUUGGACAGUGGACAAAGCUCCCAGAAUUCCUUGCAGGAAAACAAUGAGCAGAGCAGGAUGUCAGAUUCCUAUAGCAAAUCAAGCAGUGACAAUCAUUCAUAUGCCUUGGAACCAGGGAAUGUUGCUGAAAGGAUGGAAGCAGAAAACCUUGGUGAUUGCCUGCAGGAAGUGAGCCUUGUCAGCAGCCUCACUCAGGGAUCCAAAGUCUUUCUGACUCGUGAGGAGACCCAAUACUUCCUCAAGGAAUGUGGGCGACUGAAUUGUGAGGUGGUCGUGGCUAUGAUGAUCCGACUGAAAGACCCCAGUGAGUGCGUCCGCAUGAGGGCCAUGUGUGCCAUCUAUUCCCUCAUGUGUUCUGACCUGUUCUCCCAUGAUCAGAUAUUUGCCAUUACCCAACAGCACUUGCAAGAUCUCAGUCAAGCGUGCCCUGGUCCUGUAGCCAACAAAGCAACAAAGAUCUUGCGUCACUUUGAAGCACUGUGCAGGAGGCAUCCCCCUUUCAAGAACUCUCCCCCGGCUGUCAACCUCGUUGUCCCUACCAGGACCCUAGCCAAACAUCCUAAUGAUCUGCUGACUGAUACGAUGCUUUUUGCAGGAGAGACUGUCCUCGAACCUACAAGCCUGGCACCACUGCCCUCCGAAGCACCUAAUGGCCUUGCAAGUGUUAUGCGCCUUUCAGAAGGAUUGAUGACAGGAUCUGAGUGCUGGAACCAGCUAGAUGACUUGCCACCUACCCUGCACCAAGAGCGGGAAGAAUGCAGACUUCAAGGCCCUAAACCCCAAGAGGACAGGCCCCCAAGGGGGGAUCCAGAUGGUACAGUUUCACUGUUUGCUGGCAUGGAGCUGGUAGCGCCCUCAAGCAUGAUGCUGGCUGAUGCGGCUGAGCUAGAAUGUAUUUCUCCAGCUUCCCGGACAGCACCUUGCACGGGGAACACGAGAGACAGUGAAGACAGCCAAGAGCCAUCUGCAUUCCCCUUUCUCAAUGUGUAGAGGAUCUUGUUUCAGAUUCAACCAUGGAACAGCUGGCAUGUCUUGGUUUUAGCUUCCUACAUGUUUUGCAGAAGCCUCUAGCCAGGCAGUGCUUGUCCAACCUGCUGCCCUUUUGUUUAUAUUGCUGCUCCUUCCUGGAAAAGGGGGAGUGGCAUUUCCAUUACACCUCUAUUUCUGUUGGGUCACCUGCUAGGGUAAAAGAGGGGAACUGAAUCCCUUAAGAUUUCUUUUAAUGUGAAUCUUAGAAACGGCUGUGCUUUUGUUAAAUGAAAAUUCUGUAACAACCUGGUAUUACAUCAAAAAGACAAAAAGGCUUCUGCAGAAGUGAUAGAAAUAUCCUCUUUUCCCUUUCGCUCUCAAAUUGUGCCUGAUUUUUUUAAAAAACAGCUGUAUUAUUCUCACUUGGUUUUCACCCCUCCCACUCACUUACCUCUUGUAAACAGUCCCACACUUUCCUCUCUUAUUGUGAACUUAGAUUCUCAUGGUACAAAAUGGGAAGGCCGAAAAAGAUAUUCAGCACACUGAUGAGCUUCUGUUUUUACAGAGACAUUCUGUGAAGGAAAGCUAAACAGAAGGGACUUGUCCUAGUUAACAGCUUUUUGACAUCCUUGAGUUUAUGUCAGGUUAGCUGUUUGAAAUCCUCCAAGGGUCCCAGUGUACUAUGUAAACAGGUACUGAGAAAACAGUUGUAAGAGUCAGACCCACAAAUCAAGGUAGUCAUCAAGACAAAAAUUGUUUUCUAUAUAUUGCUGCCAAU